Molecule: messenger RNA, 1167 nt
Organism: Salvia miltiorrhiza (redroot sage)
Lineage: Eukaryota; Viridiplantae; Streptophyta; Magnoliopsida; Lamiales; Lamiaceae
Exons: 1
Coding region: 1-1167 (388 amino acids)
Source: RefSeq, a predicted model, not a curated record
AUGGAGGACGUGUUUAUUCAGGCUUGGGCACAGAUUAAGUGGAAGGAGGACCAAUACAAUAUGCAGAGGGUCUUCCCACCCAGUAGAUCCGAAAGAGACCACCGGGUGGAUAGGAGGUCAGGUCGUGAUAGACGUGCUGAACCAUACCCACCUUAUCGACAAAGUAGAGGAAGGGAUGAGUACGAUAGGGCACCCGACACACGCCCCCGCGAGAAAGCAAAGAUUUCAGAGUACGCCCUAUCCAUCUCCCCCUCCGAAGCAGUUGAAGCACUAAGGAACCUGGGCAACAAGGUUAAAUGGCCAGAGAGGAUGAGGGCCCCAGCCGACCAGAGGGACAGGUCCAAGUGGUGUGAGUUCCAUGCAGACCAUGGGCAUCGGACAGAGGAUUGCAUCGCCCUCAGAUUGGAAGUGGCCCACCUACUAAAACAAGGCCACCUCAUCGAUUACCUAACCGAGAAGGGCAAGCAGACCCUACAACAAGGAAGGGAUAGACAUGAUGACCAUAGAGAAGCUACACCGCCAAUCCCACCAUCUCAUGAAAGAACCGUGAAUGUGAUAUCUGGUGGCUCCGAAGUAAGUGGGGUCACCCACUCCGCAGCAAAGAAGCAUACUCGACAGGCUAUGUCUAACAAGGCAGAAACCAACAUGCCCUGCCAGACCGCUUCAACCCUUCCGACCCAAACAAUCAAUUUUCAUACAACUGAAUCAGACAAGCUUCUUCACCCUCAUCAUGAUGCUUUAGUUAUUUCAAUUUUUAUUGCAAAUUGUUUGACCAAGCGUGUUCUAAUCGAUAAUGGUAGUUCUGCCAAUAUCUUGUUUUUUGAUGCUUUCAGGGAGAUGGGACUGAACGAGUCCAAAAUAAUAAAAAAAUCUGCGGUGCUCAUAGGCUUCAGUGGUGAGACCAAGACCACGAUGGGAGAGAUUGACCUUUCUGUCUAUGCUGAAGGGGUGAAUCAAUCAACCAAGUUCUUAGUGAUCAACGCCCCUUCCGCAUUCAACGUCAUUUUGGGACGACCAUGGAUCCAUGAUAUGGAAGCAGUGCCAUCUACUUACCACCAAGUCAUCCGGUUCCCAACUAAAUGGGGCAUCAAGGAGAUCAGGGGCGAGCAAAAAGAUUCAAGGGCAUGCUACCAAACGACCAUGAAGGCAAAGCAAAUCGCUCAAUAG